This is a messenger RNA of Eutrema salsugineum, 1722 nucleotides long. RefSeq lists its product as uncharacterized. The record is from RefSeq and is a predicted model, not a curated record. Lineage: Eukaryota; Viridiplantae; Streptophyta; Magnoliopsida; Brassicales; Brassicaceae. The transcript has 3 exons. Bases 1 to 1722 code for a protein of 573 amino acids. Gene Ontology annotation, molecular function: zinc ion binding.
AUGGCUGCUGAAAUUAAGAGAGAGUAUAAGUUGAUUGUCACAGAGGAACAAUGUGGGAAGGCAAAGACAAAGUUGUUAAAGGAAAGAAAAGCAAGCCAUGAAGCUCACUUUGCACGAAUCUGGGACUAUCAGGCUGAGAUUCUGCAGUCCAAUAAGGUAUCUGUAAUGGAAAUAGAGACUACACCAGGGCCUACUAUUGGAAGCAAACAACGGUUUUAUCGUCUCUAUAUCUGCUUUAAAGCUCAACGAGAUGCUUGGAAAAAUAGUUGUAGACCGAUUAUAGGAUUAGAUGGUGCUUUUCUUAAGUGGGAUAUUAAGGGCCACCUUUUUGCUGCAGUUUGUCGGGAUGCUGAUAAUCGAAUAGUUCCAAUAGCAUGGGCGGUUGUUGAGAUAGAGAACGAUACCAAUUGGGACUGGUUUGUUAGUCACCUAAGUGCAUCAUUGGAUCUUGGUGAUGGUGGCAAAGUUACAAUCCUUUCAGACAAACAAAAGGGUUUAGUGAAAGCUGUUAAGAUCGUCCUUCAACAAGCCAAACACCGUAUGUGUGCUCGACAUGUUAUAGAUAAUUGGAAGAAGGAUGGCAAUGAUCUAGAGCUGAAGCGGCUAUUUUGGAAGAUAGCACGUAGUUACACAAUGGGAGACUAUGAAGAAAACACGCAAGCACUGAAUAGAUACAGUCCAGGUGCAUGGGUCUCUCUGCAGAAGACUAAUCCUCCAGGCUGGUCCAGAGCUUUUUUUAGGGUUGGAUCGUGUUGUAACGAUAACCUGAACAAUCUUAGUGAGUCUUUCAACAGAACAAUUUGUCUUGCAAGGAAAAAACCACUACUGGACCUGUUAGAAGAUAUUAGGAGACAGUGUAUGGUGAGAAAUGCGAAGAGGAAGAUUAUUACCAAUAGAGCAAAGACCAGAUUCACACCUAAAGCUCAUGAGGAGAUAGAAAAAAUGUCAAAGGGAGGCAUGGACUGCAUCAGAUAUAUGUCGACAGAUACACUACAUGAGGUAUCACAUGAUAAUGUUAGUUAUCGUGUAGAUUUUAGUGAUCAUACAUGUGGCUGUAGGAAAUGGCAGAUGACUGGAAUACCAUGUAUUCAUGCGGCUUGUGUUAUCACAGCAAAAAAACAAAAGGUUGAUGAUUAUGUGUCUAAGUUUUACACAACAAAAAUGUGGAUAGAAACAUAUCAGACUGGUCUUGAGUCUGUACAAGGAAUGAAGUUGUGGCCUAGGACUGGUAGACUUCCUGUUUUGCCACCACCAUGGAGAAAUCGUCCUCGUGGUAGACCUCCUAAUUAUGCAAGGCGUAAGGGAGUGAAUGAAACCGCCUCCUCUUCCUCCAAUAAGACGAAGUUAUCACGUAUGAAGAGAAUCAUAAUGUGUUCUAACUGCAAUGAAGAAGGCCACAAUAAGGUCUCUUGUUCAAAUCCGAGAGUGGAGAGUCAACCAAAAAGACCAAGAGGUCAUCCAAGAUUGAAUCAGGAAGGAGCAUCACAAGGGCAAGGGCUAGAUUCACAAGAGCAAGGGCAAGGUUCACAAGGACAGUGGCAAGGACAGUGGCAAGGGCAAGGUUCACAAGGGCAGUGGCAAGGACAAUGGCAAGGACAAAGUUCACAUGAGCAAGGUGCACAAGAGCAAAGGCAGUGGCAAGGUUCUCAAGGACAGUGGCAAGGAUCACAAGUGGAAGAGCAAGGUUCACAAGGUUCAGGUUGGCGACGCUGGUUUUUCUGA